Molecule: messenger RNA, 264 nt
Organism: Purpureocillium takamizusanense
Lineage: Eukaryota; Fungi; Ascomycota; Sordariomycetes; Hypocreales; Ophiocordycipitaceae
Exons: 1
Coding region: 1-264 (87 amino acids)
Source: RefSeq, a predicted model, not a curated record
AUGCUCGCGGCCAAGGCGGGCCAGAGCCACUUCCUCGCUGCCGUGCUCAUCCUCGCCCUUUCGUGCGCGGCAGUGCGCGCCGCCGGCGCCGUCGUCGUCCCUGCACCCGACGAAGUCAUCAAACCGAUCGACGAGACGACGAACAAGCAAAAUCCGGGACAGACAUGCGCUGCGUAUUAUCGGAUCGACGAUGUCACCGAGAUUAACGACGAAAUAAGGCGAUGUCUGAUACCCCGUGAGGCUGGAAACAAUCCAAGACAAUGA